Messenger RNA from Vespa crabro (European hornet), 2145 nucleotides. RefSeq names its product kynurenine 3-monooxygenase (gene cn). The transcript is spliced from 11 exons. Gene Ontology annotation, cellular component: mitochondrial outer membrane. Gene Ontology annotation, biological process: NAD+ metabolic process; quinolinate biosynthetic process; L-tryptophan catabolic process. Gene Ontology annotation, molecular function: FAD binding; kynurenine 3-monooxygenase activity; NAD(P)H oxidase H2O2-forming activity. Bases 110 to 1477 code for a protein of 455 amino acids. The record is from RefSeq and is a predicted model, not a curated record. NCBI's taxonomy places the organism in Eukaryota, Metazoa, Arthropoda, Insecta, Hymenoptera, Vespidae.
ACUUAGAAAGUGAUGGAGGGAGUUGUCAUGUAGUAUACAUGUAAGGUUUAAGAGUAUAGUUAAAGCAAGUGCAGUGAAACAGAAGGGUUUCAGUGAACUAGAGGAUACCAUGGCGGACAGUAAGCAUGAGUUACACGUCGGUAUAGUCGGUGGUGGAUUGGUAGGAUCUUUAGCUGCUUGUUACUUUGCCAAACGAGGACACACCGUUUCUGUUUACGAAUAUCGUUCAGAUGUACGGAAAGAGAAAUUAAUGGGUCAGAGUAUAGAUUUAGCUUUAUCAACACGUGGACGAGAAGCUUUAAGAGCUAUAGGUCUUGAGGAUGCUCUUGUUAAACAACACGGUAUAGCUAUGAUAGGUAGAAUGUUACAUGGUAAAAAUGGCCAAUUGAAAGAAAUGAUUUAUGACAGUGUCAAGGGAAAUUGCAUUUAUUCUGUAAACAGACAAUAUCUCAAUGAAGUUUUACUCAACGCUGCAGAAAAGCAUCCGGAAGUAAAACUUUACUUUAAUUCAAAAAUCGUUGAUGCUGAUAUCGAUCAAGGAAAAUUAACAAUUUUAAAUAUGAAAAAUCAUACGACGGAAGAAGUAAAUAUUGAUUUAAUAAUCGGAGCAGAUGGAGCUUAUUCUACGAUACGUAAGAUCUUUAUGAAAAGGCCACUUUUUAAUUGCAGUCAGACUUACAUAGAACAUGGAUACAUAGAAUUAUUUAUUCCACCUGGAAAAAAUAAUGAGUUUUCAAUGAGCAAAAAUCAUCUUCACAUUUGGCCAAGAGAUGACUUUAUGAUGAUAGCAUUGCCAAACGAGGAUCACAGUUUUACCGCUAAUCUCUUCGCACCUUUUAAAACUUUAAACAAAUUGAAAACAUCGGAAAGUUUGAUAACAUUUUAUGCGGAACAAUUUCCAGAUUUUUUAAAAUUGAUCGGCGAGGAAAAAUUAAUAAAAAAUUAUUUCGAAAGAAAUCCGAAAACUUUGAUAUCGAUUAAGUGUAAACCAUUUCACAUGGGUAAAAUGGCUAUUUUGGUUGGAGAUGCCGCACAUGCUAUGGUACCAUUUUAUGCUCAAGGAAUGAACGCUGGAUUCGAGGAUAUUCUUUUACUGGAUAAUCUAAUGGAAAAAUACAAUUCGAAUUUAAAUGAAGUUCUUUCAAAAUUUUCGGAACUUCGAUGUAACGAUGCAGAGGCAAUAUGUGACUUAGCAAUGUAUAAUUAUAUAGAGAUGAGGCAUUUAGUAACAAAAAAGUCUUUCGCUUUCCGUCGACGUCUCGAUAAUAUUUUACAUAAAUUAAUUCCGAAUACUUGGAUACCACUUUAUAGUACGGUACAUUUUACUCGUAUGAGUUUCCAAGAAUGUAUUGCUAAUAAAAAAUGGCAAGAUAAGGUAUUGCAAAGGGGUCUGUGGUGUAUAGGAUCAUUGUUAACUGCUAUUUUUGCUUUCUCCUUGACGAAAAUUAAUUUCGAAAAGAUAACAACGAUGAUUUAGAUUAAUUCGAAAAAAAAUUUUCGCAGAAGGAAUUUUUUCAAAUAUCCAACUACUUUAUAAAAAAUAUGAUAUUUUAUAACUAAUUCUAAAUGAUAAUCUUCUUAAUUAUUACGUAUUAACGAAUUAUUGAAAGUUUUAUAUUACGAAUGUAAUCGUGAUUAUAUAUUAAUAAUUAUGAAUUAAUUAUUAAAAGUAAUAAGAAAUACGUCAAUAACGUUGACCGUGUCAAAUAUGAGAUUUCGAUCGAAUAUAUAUAUAUAUAUAUAUAUAUAUAUAUAUAUAUAUAUAUAUAUAUAUAUUUAUCUUCAAAUGUAAUAUCCAAUAGACACGUUUGUAGAUGGGCGAUUGCAUGAAUCUAGAAAUGCAAUUGGAUCAAUUCGUAGGAAUCUCAUUGGUCGAUCGUAACGACCAAUAGGUAGCGAGAAUUAAAUUUAACCUCUUAUUGCUCGGAGGCAAUUUCAAAAUACGAAUAUACUUUGGAAUUCGAUAUCUGACAAUUUGGAAUGUGAUUAAUAAGCUUUAGACGAAAAACAAAAAGAAAAGAAAAAGGAAAAGAAUAUUAGAAAAAAGAAAAAGAGGUUAAGACGAUCAAUGAUAAAAACAAUAUCCUUUCGACGAAUUAUAAUAACGAUCAUGUGAAUAUAUAAAGCGAAUAAGGUUCUUCGAAA